This is a messenger RNA of Drosophila miranda, 2677 nucleotides long. RefSeq names its product keratin, type I cytoskeletal 10. The transcript is spliced from 5 exons. NCBI's taxonomy places the organism in Eukaryota, Metazoa, Arthropoda, Insecta, Diptera, Drosophilidae. The record is from RefSeq and is a predicted model, not a curated record. Bases 325 to 906 code for a protein of 193 amino acids.
UAGUAAUCAAUUGCAGGCCCAACAGCCCAGACCACAUAGAGCAGCGUAGAGCAGCGCAGAGCAGGCACAGCACCGCACCACAGGCAUCGCAGAGCAGGCACAGCACUCGUCGAUAAGCCACAAGACCCAUAAGACACUGUUGAUUGUUUUUGUGUUGCAUCCAGCGGAUCCACGCAACUGUUGCCACCUGUUGCCACCCUUUUUUGUUUCUGUUUUCGUGUUUGUUUGCUGUUUUGGACGAAGCCCAGCCCCCCGCAGGCAUUUGAUCAACGCCGCCAUUUAUAGAGAUACACAUACACAGACAGACGCCCCAGACCCUAGACCAUGAGGCAGCCAAGCAGACAGCAAAUUCUGGCGCUGGCCCUGUGCAGCGCCGUCUGCCUGAUCAGCGCCGUACCCGUGCCCCAGCCCGCCGGCAACCAGGAACUGGAUGUACUGCAGAUACCGCUGGCCAAUGGCAAGGAAAUCGAUGUCUUGACAUUGGGCGCCAAAGAUCAAGAACAAUUGAUAGCCGAUCGCAAUAAAAGAACGAUUGGAUUGCUGCGUGAACUGUUUCCGGAUAUAACCAAGCAAAUCGAUGAGCAAGCGAACCGCAUCAUCUCCAAGCUGCUGCGCACCCUAGGGCCCACGGUGCUCCGGACGGCCAUCCAGGGCAACAGCGCCAAUGCGGCAAGGACCAGCUUCGAUGCGGACUUCGACGACGACGAUGACGAGACCAGUAGCAGCAGCAAGGGUGACAGCACCUCCAGUAGCUCCUCCACUACCAGCGACUCCAGUGGCACACGAGUGACCAUCGAGCUGCCAACCUUCGAGCCCGACGAUGACAACGAGAUCGAUGCGGUGGAUAAGAGCAGCAGCAGCAGUACCACCACCUCAACCACCACUGAGUCGACUGACACGCUGUAAAGUCACAACCAAAAACGACUAAAAGAAUACCCCCUACAACAACCACAACAACAACAACAACCACCACCACAGCCACAGCCACAGCCACAUGUGACCACAACAGCCUCCCCUCCAACAGAUUCGCUUAAAUGUUGAAAUUAUAUUAAAGGAAAUGAAAUGAAAUAUUAGCAUUGUUAACCAACAUGAAAGUUGUUUUGAAAUUACUUUUCCCACACUGGUUUUGAGCACACACCCACACAUACAAGCACAAGAAAUAUCUGUCUCUGUCUCUCCCUCUCUAUGUCUUAAGCUCGCUGCUUGUCUCUCUCUCUCUCUCUCUCUCUGACUGUACUAUAUCUGCCUCUGUCCUCUCCUCUACUCAGAACCUCUACCUACAUUUAUCUAUAUCUCCAUCUGUCUCUAUACAUCUGUACCUCUUCCCAUGCACACUCUCAUUCACUCGACCCUAGGCUAGUAGGUGUUUUUUUACAAGAAUAUAUUUGACAUUUAUAUUGUAUUAGUUGUGUAAGACAUUUUUUUAAUACAUUUCCAAAUAUACCGAAUUAAUGUUUACUACCCUUCUCUCGUAUGACUUUUGCUAUUGAAAACAUACUCGCUCCAGACACAUUCUCUCUAUACAAUAUAUAUUUUAUUUUUCAUUCCACACUUUUGGUGCCCAGACAGUCUGCGAAAACCACUCGUCAUUUUUGGGAAAAGAGUCAUGCAUUUUGCUCAAUUGAUCGAAACAAGUCACUCUUUUUUUUUUGGGAAGAGCAAACCUCCCUCAUACUCAUGAGUACCCUCAUUCACAUCUCCGACUUCUCACCAUCCAAAGCAUCCACAAAAGCGAUCUAUAUCCGUAUAUCUUUAUUUAUUCAUUCCUACAUUCCUGAUCGUCUAUUGCAAUCGUCUUUCUGCCGCUCUCAAGCACAAAGAAGCAAAAACAAAAGAGUUGACAAACAGAUGAGCAACAAUUUCCAUUCUUCCAAUACAAUAGUGCUUGUACAUAGAUAUUUCUCCUCUCGAGUCCAGAGAUAUGUAACUUUGAAGCAAUCCGAUUAAGACUAUCGAAUACUCUAUAUACCAUACGGAGAGCCCUGGGCUUGGCGCCAUCUCGUCGCCUGAUCUUGAUGGAUCGGUUUUUUGUUUUGUUAAUGUUUAGUGCUCCGUUUUGCCUAUACUGCCUUCUCCACUCCACUCCUUUUGUUUUUCUCUUUUGCUUAUUUUUGUAUCUUUUUCUCUUUAUUUUCAUGUUCCAUUAAAACCCGAUUCGAUUUGUGCAAUAUCAAUAACUCACAAAAAACAAAACAAUCAAACGAUAAACUGAUAACCGAUAACUGACAACCGAUACCUGCAAAUCAUUCGACAAUCAAACAACAAUCGAAACGAAAUUGCAAUCGUAAUCGAUAUCGAUAUCGAAAUGUAUACAAAAAUACAUCGAACGCCUUUGUGCACGUGCAUUUAUCCAUUCAUCACACGAAAUGAAUCGAUCAAUCAAACAAAUCGAUUGUGCAAAUCGCCUAAAACAACAUGCCAUAACAUUCCUCCCUCUCUACCUCAACCUAACCUCACAUUAAUCACACCACACGCAUACACACACACACACACACACUCUCGACACUGGACACUCGACACACAAAACACACCACACUUCGCCGAAUCCUAUGCUUUAUUCCUCAACCCUUUUGCUCCACGCUCCCUGUUGCCCAACCCCCUCCCUCUGUACACACACACACACACAAUCGCACAUAACCAACGCAAAAUUCGAAAUUAAAAAAAAAAAAAAAAACCA